This is a messenger RNA of Monomorium pharaonis (pharaoh ant), 8776 nucleotides long. Its product is annotated as maternal protein tudor. The coding region runs from base 684 to 8624 and encodes 2646 amino acids. Lineage: Eukaryota; Metazoa; Arthropoda; Insecta; Hymenoptera; Formicidae. The transcript is spliced from 10 exons. Gene Ontology annotation, biological process: spermatogenesis. The record is from RefSeq and is a predicted model, not a curated record.
AACUGUACGCGCAAACAUCCAGUCGCAUUCCAUUCGCUCGCGGAUUUUUUCUCCCCUCUCGCGUCCCAAAAAGUUACGUGGGUCGUGGGCAUGUAUACGGAUCGUCGGUUGAAGUGUGCGUUAUACACAACGCGUUUAUACUUUCUUGCAUAAGAACGAAGGGUCGACACGACAAGGGCACGGAUUGAUUGUUUCGGCGAGCGUGCGUCGCGCGCGGCGUGAGCAGGCAGGAAGGUGAGGAGAAAAGAGAGAGAAAAAAAAAAAGAAGGCCUAAUGAGGUGGAACGCGCGCUUGCAGAUUACUUGGAAGUAGGCGUAAUAACUACGCGAAAUCCGAAUGGUAACGGAUUGUAUGGAAUGUGCCGUUGUGGCGAGCUGAUAGCGAAAUUGCCGGCGAUUCGAGAUUUGUCAGGGCGAAUUGAAACGAAGAUAAUAAUUGGACCCGGCGCCGCCGCCGCCGCGUUGUCGUCCGAGUACAUAGGACGAAUCGCGUGUAUAUAAUCAGUACAACACGUAACCCAACACUUCCCGUCGUAACUCAAAACACACCUCUCCUUUCGUACGCAAUUCGUCGAAGGCGAGCGAGAUACGGUUCCUUUGUUGCUACGACGAGGUUCUAACUACCUGUCACGUGUGUUACAGAAGUGUUAGAUACGAGGCACGGAAUAAUAUUCUGUGAUACAUAUGAAACCGUUUGACCUAAAAAAGAUGUUGCCAGAGCGAGUCAACAUGAACCAGCAGCCGUCUUCCGUUCUCUUCGUCACCCACGUGGAACCUGACGAUAUAUACCUGAAGAUAUGGGGUCAGAUGGAUAAGCAGGCUGCUACUGCUGUAGAGCAUUACAUAUAUCCUCUGGUCGAACAGUUCAAUCAAGGAUAUGGCUGUCCACCCAAAGCUAACAGACUGAUCAUUGGCACACUGUGCUGUGCUAGAUUUCGAAACGAAGGCUACUAUCGGGCGAAAAUACUCAACAUACGUCCUGAUGGCAUAAUUGUUGUGCAGUUUAUAGACUAUGGCAAUGUGGAGAAUAUACUACCAAACGAAAUUCAUCUGCUGGACAAUAUACAUGGAGCUGAACCACUACGAGCUUAUCCACCGAUGGCAUCUGACUUUACAUUGCUUAAUGUUUUACCAGUGAAUGGCGUUUGGGAAACUAGGACAAUUGAGGCAAUUAAAAAGAUUCUAUGUUACAAUGAAUACAGAGCAUUGGUCCAGAUGGUGAACGAUUGUUGCUUGAUUAAACUAUGGUACAACAACGAAGAUUUUAGUGAGCUGUUGGUGAAGGAACGUCUGGCUCUACCAGCCACUUUGCAAGACAUGUUCAGACCAAAGCAUACGCUACUACCUCGAAUGAUUCAACAAAUGCCCUAUCAGCCACAGAACAAAGGCAAUAUGAAUAACUUUGCACCAGUGCCAAUAAUGCAAAGCCCAAAUAUGAAUCACAAUGCCGAUAUGCAAGGACCAUAUCAUAAAACUUAUUCUCCUAAUAUAAAUCAACAUAAACCUACUGCUCAACCGAUUCCACAUCAUUCGCAACCACCGCUCAUUCAAGAAGCGCUCGUGUUUAAAUCGCGUGUAUUAGACGUGGGCUCGAGUCACGAGGUAUUCAUAUCGCACGUGGAGGAUGGUCCGCAAAAGUUCUCCGUACAGGUCGAAAGCGCCAGGGACGUACUGACUCGUCUUAUGAACGAGAUAAACAGCCAUCCGAAGCAAUCGUUGCAGGAACCACCGUUACCAGGAUCUGUUUGUUUAGGACGUUACAAGGACACCGCAGGCGAUAGAGUACUAUGCCGGGCUGUAGUAAUGUCCGUGAUGGAGCACAAAUGCAAACUGUACUACGUCGAUUUCGGCCAUACGGAAGUUUUACCGUAUACGGACAUUUUUCAAUUACCACCUGAAUACAUUAAUCCCAAAGUUCUUUCCAUUCGAUUCACCUUGAGUGGCUUAAAAGAACUGACCAUUACAUCGGAGAUGAAGGAGUAUUUUAAGGAGCUAGUGUACAGAAGAUUACUCAUUUUACACGUUCGUCCACCAGAAGGACCACCAUUAAUCCAGUACGGCGACUUGUAUGACAAUGGUGUUAACGUAAAAGACAUGCUGAAGAAGGCAUUCCCAGCACCAGCUGCAAUGGUACCGAUAACGUAUUCUUAUCCACAAUUACGACGAUUAUCGAAAGAUUUCCAGGAGGUUGUGCAUGUCUCUUAUGUGGAGUCAUGUAAAAAGUUUUUUGUGCAACUAGACAGUGGGAUAAAGUCCCUCGAGUCAAUAAUGGCUGGCCUGGCGCAGUAUUGUAAGACCGCGCCUACCUUAAAUAUAACACAACUGAAAACAGGAUUACCCUGUGCUGCUCUGUACGAUUCACAAUGGUACCGUGCGCAAAUCCUUGGUAUUGUUGAAGACCAAGUUAAAGUAGUAUAUGUUGAUUAUGGAAACGAGGAGUUAUUACCUGUAAUCUCUCUUCGUGCUAUUCAUGACGAUUUAGUAACAAAAUUACCUGCACAAGCUGUACAGUGUGCAUUGAAUGGCUAUGAAGUUCUCUCAUUAGAUCAAGAAGUAGCCAAUCACUUUGAAAGAUUGACACUCGAGAAAAAUUUUUAUAUGAAGGUAGUCGCCGCACAACCUAAUGGCCUAUUAGUUGACUUAUUUGAAUUUGACUCGAUGAGAAGCGUUCAUCCUCAGUUAUUGAAUAAUAUGUUCUGCGAUAAAACUGAAAAUUCUACAAUAAGUUCGCGAAAUGAAGAAGUUCAGCAUCCUGUUAGGCCAUUGAAUGAAUUCCAAAGUGAAGAUAAGAACAAAUUUAAUAAAAAAAGUAACAUGGAUUCUUGGAAUCGUAAUCAAAACGCUAAGUCUUUCCAAGACAAUAAAUCAAGUUGGAGAAAUGAAUCGUCUCAAGAGAAACAACACGAUAAUAGACGCGAAAGAACCGGUGGCACCUAUCCCCCUCGGGACGGUUCACAGAACGAUCGAUUUAUUAAGGAUAAAUCGAUGAAUAAUAGAUUUGACAGAGAAAAAUCGUUUAACAAAUAUAAUGAUAGAGAGAAUGAUGCAAAUACACCUAAUAGAGGUAAUAGAGGAACCCCUCGCGAUGGUGGAAAUAGAUUCGGUAGCAAUGAAAGAAGAUACAACCGUUACAAUUCUGAUAAAGCAAAUAGUGAUAAAGAUUCGGAUACGUCGUCCAAAGGUAACGAUAGACGAGGAAAAGGUGGUUUUAAACGUAACGGUUUUAACGAUAACCGAGGAGGCAGCCGUGAUGAUAGAACGUCGAGCAAAUGGCAAAAUGACUCUAAUUGGAAUGACAAAAAAUCAGCUUAUAAUAGAAAUGUUAAUUACAGAAACGAGAAAUUCAAUGGUGACCACAAUAGCCAUGAUAAUAAAUUUAAAAAUCAAGAAGGUGAUACAAAUAAUACUUUAUACAAUCAGACGACUGAUUUUGAAUCAUGGGAUACAAACGAUAUUAACAAAGGGUUACAAGAUAAUAUUACUACUGGUGGAACAUCUCAACUUUCAUUAAUAAAAAUAGAUAUUAUUCUUGGUUCCGUGAAGAACUGCGAAGUUGUAUUUAUUAAUGAUCCAUUGGACUUUUUUAUUCAAUUGAGUCCCGAUUCCUUGGAAUUGGAUUCUAUAAUGGAAAAUAUUGCUACAACUUACGAGAAUGGUGGAGAAACAAUGCAAACUUCUGGAAUACAAAGUGGUACAUAUUGUAUCGCUCAAUACUCCGAAGAUCUUAAAUGGUAUAGAGCGAUAAUCAAAUCUGUAGAAGAGACGAGUGCAACUGUGGAAUUUGUUGACUAUGGAAAUACAGAGUCAAUCGACUUGAAGAAUAUUAAAGUAAUUUCAGAAGAAUUUUUAAAAUUGCCAAUGCAAGCAGUACAUUGUAAACUGCUUGGAUUAUCAAAUAUGGGCAAUGAUCAAUAUGAAAAUUUCGUGGAGAAGGUCGAUGGAAAACCUUUACAAGUGGAAUUUGUCUCUGAAGAGAAUGGAAUGUAUGAAGUACUGUUAUGCGAAGUUGUUGACGGUGUACCAAACACUAAUUAUAUAAAUGAGUUCUUCACGAGCGCAGAUUUAACAGAAGCGAAACAAAAUGCAAAUAAAAAAACAUUUAAUACCAUAACAGAGAAUGAAACAGUUACAGCUAUAGAUUAUGCUCUUCCUGAUCAAAAAUGGCAAACAACAUUAUAUGAGCCUGAAUCUAAAGAGGAUAUAGUUGUGACAUGGUUUAUAAAUCCUAAUAAAUUAUAUUGUCAACUGUUAUCUAAGGAAGCAGAAUUCAAAAAAAUGAUGAGCGAAAUUCAAAAAACGUAUGUUGGUAGGAAACCUGUGACACAUAAAUUACAGAUUGGUUCGGCAGUUAUAGCUAUAUUUUCUGAAGAUAAAGCUUUUUAUCGAGCAGAAAUCGUGAAUAUUAAUACGCUGAAAGAUACAUAUGUAGUUCAGUACAUAGAUUUUGGAAAUUGCGCAACCGUAAAUAAACAUGACAUCUAUUCUGUUGAAAAGAAAUUUAUGCUACUGCCGCGAUUAACAGUACAGUGUUCCUUAAAAGACAUCGUGCCUAAUAAUUCAAGUUGGUCUGAAGUAGAUAAUAGUGCGCUCGAUAAUUGCUUCAAUGCCGAUAAAUACGAAUGUAUAUUCCAUAGUUUUAAUAACGAUCAAUAUAUUAUUUCAUUAAAUCGUGAUGGACAAGAUGUGGGUAAUAUGUUAGUACAACAAAAUCUUGCAGCUUUUGCUACAAAAGUUUCAACUGAAGCAACCAGUGCUGCAGAAACAUCUAAUGUAGAAAUAAAAAAGCUUAGUGAUGUAGAAAGAGUGGACAUAAGCCUCUUGAGUGGCCAAACUCUCAAAAUGAGAAUUUCUAAUGUAGAAAACGCAAAUCAGUUUUACGUCCAGCUUCCAUCUGCCACAAAAUGUGAAAACCUUGUCAAUCAAUAUAUGACUGAUAAAAAUACGGAGGCUUUGGCUCUACCUGGAGAGCUUGCGGUUAUGCAAAAUCAAGCGUUAGAGUGCUCCCUACAAGAUAUGCCAGUGUCAUCCGACGCAGAUAAACGAUUGAAAGAAUUUAUAGGCAAAAAAGUAUUAAUCUGCGUGGAAGAAAUCAAUAAUAGCAGACUUAUCGUAAGAUUGUAUGAUUUAUUUGGCAAUGGAAUAAUGAAUACUGAAGAAAAAAUAUCACCUUUAUGUGCAAUGCCUAUUCUAAGUUCAACUCACAAGGUGAAUUGUAUCUCUGUAUCUUCUACGGAUUAUUCUAUCUGGUUACAACGAUACUCUGAUGUGGAGUUGGAAACUAAAUUGUCGGAAAAUCUUCAAGAAUAUUACACUAAUUCUGGACAAAGACUCGAACCAGAGGUGAAUCUGUUAUGCGCAACGAAGUAUUCAGAGGACGACCAGUGGUACAGAGGAAGAAUCGUUAGUCUUACCGAAAAAACGGCCUACAUAAAUUACAUUGAUUAUGGCAAUACUGAGGAGGUCAACCUAGACUCAAUUAUGAUUUUGGAACCGCAAUUUUAUGAACCUCAUCAAUUGGCCAUAAAUGUAUCAUUAUCUGUAUCUCUUACUGGCACUGAGGCUGAACAGAAGGAUGUACUGCAAACUCAUUUGAUGAAUAAAGAUUUCAUGGCUAUAUUUUACAACGUACAUAAGAAGUGGAUUGUCGACUUAAUUGAAAACGAAGAAAAGCUUAGCGAUAAACUUUGUUCAUUGAAUCUAGCCACGAUAGAACAAACGGUGUCUGAACCUUUAUCUGAACAGGUACCUGGGAUUGAAACAGAAACGACAACGGCAACAUCUGACAAAUUCGACGUGUGCGUAUCUCAUGUGGAUUCCCCAAGUCAGUUCUGGUUGCUGCGUAUGGACAAAAUGACAUCUCUUAAUGACAAACAAGACCAGCUUCAACAAGAAGUUUCUGACUUUUCGUCGAUAGACGGUAUACCAGAAGAGGGUACCUUGUGUGCGGCCGUUUAUUCGAUUGACGAUUUAUGGUACCGCGCAGAAGUAUUGGACGCAGACGAAGACAUUACGACUGUCCGAUUUAUAGACUAUGGCAAUACUGACAUCAUUGAUAGUAAAGCAAGUCACAUUCGGCAAUUACCGGACAUUUGGAAAAGCUCGGAAACAUUCGCAUUGAAAUGCAGACUCGAUGUUGUACCCGUAGAUACGGAGGAUUGGAGCGAGUCAACCUGCGAGAGAUUCAAAAAUCUAGUAACUUCAGAAGAAAGCCUUCAGGCGCUGAUAAUAGCGGAUACUAUACCUAGACGCGUGGAGCUGUUUAUAAACGACAAGAGCGUCAGCGAGACAUUAGUCGAGGAGAAGCAUGCCAUUAUAAUUAAUACUGAACAAGAGCUGGUAGACGAAAUAGUCGAUCUUGAACUGGAUCCGCAUUCCGCCUUUGUGUGCCAUAUCAAUUCACCAAGCGAAUUUUGGGUUCAGGAGGAAAAGUCAGUUGCCGAUUUAGAAGUGAUGGCCGACAGGUUUAUGGUCGCCGACUUAUUCCCGAAGAUCGAGAAUAUAAAAGAAGGCUUGCUAUGCGUUGCUAAGUAUCCCGAGGAUGAACAGUGGUACAGAGCGCGCGUUGUUUCUCACAACGAGAACGGCACACAAGUAUUUUACAUCGACUACGGAAAUUCCGCGGUAUCCACCGAAAUUCGCACGAUUCCGGAAGAUCUAGCGAGCAUACCGCCCUUAUCGCGAAAGUGCUGUUUAGAGUUUCCACCACAAGUUGAGGAAUGGUCGGAGCAGGCACGCGAGGAAUUUGUCAAAUUAGCUGCUGACGGCGCGACGAUUUUCCUCCUAGAUGUUUUGAAAGAGCAAGAGACGUCGUUAGUGAAACUAAUGUUGGACGGUCAGAACGUCAUUGACAUUCUUGGCGAUAUGUGCGAGCGAAAAUCACCGGUUAUCGAAGAGAGAUUGCCACCGCUCGGUGAAGAGAAUUCACCGAAUGUGAUGGUCAGCCACAUCAAUAGUCCGAACGAGUUUUGGAUUCAAGCCGAAAGCAGCAUAAGCGAACUAGAGGUGAUGUCGGAUCGCCUGCGAGAUGCAGAGAGUUUCCUCACAUUGAACAACCUCGACGUGGGCACAGUCUGCGCCGCUCGAUAUCCUGAAGACGGUUAUUGGUACAGAGCCACGAUAGUUACGCGUUGUGAAGAGGGUACGGAGGUCUUGUAUAUGGAUUAUGGCAAUUCCGCGGUUACGGAAGAAUUAAGAGUGCUACCGGAAGAUAUCGUAAACAUUCCCACUUUAUCGAAACGAUGCACAUUGGGAAAACCGGAUGACAUUACGUGGAGCAAAAAGGCUUGUGAUAAAUUCAAAGAACUCGCCGCCGAAGGGGCCACAAUGUUCCAGUUUGAAACACUCGACAAAGACGAUCCGAUGCAUGUUCGAUUAAGUUUAGAUGGGACAAAUGUUGUUGAUUUGCUAUCUGAAUGUGAAAACAUUCCAAAAAUUGAGGAAGCAACCGAAACGGAAGUUGCUCUUAAUAUCGAAAAACAAGAAACCGUAAAACUUUAUAAGAAUCAAUCAGAAAAUAAUGAAGAGAAUUUAAAUAAGGAAAUUGAACAGGAACAACUGGUUAAUCAAACGGAUAAUAUGGAAUGUGUCAAUAACCAAACAGAGGAAUUUGAAAUUAAUGAAGUAGUGUUUAGUGAAUCAAUUAAAAAUUCUACAGAUCAACAAGUUGCGAGCUUCAGCGAAUCUAAAGAGAAUAUAGAGAAAGAUUCUGAAGUUGUAGUAGCUGAAUAUAUCUCAAAAUUGAAAGAGAAUAUCACAACCGCAAUAAAUAAGAAUUUAGAUGUUACCACAAAUAAAAUUAUUCCUAAUGCAAGUACAUCCAUUGCACCAUGUCUCAAAUCAUCGCCUGUUGAACUUAGCGUUGACGACAUAAUUGAGAACAUGAUUAGAAAUGCCACUAACAAUAUAGAAUCGCAACAAAUCGAUAGUGCAAAUUUAUUAAAUGUAUAUAAAAUGCAACAAAAUGUCGCUCAAACCGAUAUGAAUGAACAGCAAGAGUCACUUUCUCAAACUCCAUCUGUAGAUAUAAAUAAAUCUUCGGACAUACAGACUUUAAAAAGUAUGCAAAGAGACAAUGAGCAUUUAAAAACUUCAUCAGCAACGACUGAAUCCCAGGAUGUCAUGCAGUUUAAUGCUAGUCAAGCCAAAGAAGAAGAUCAAGAAAUACGCGACAAGAUGGAAUCUGAAAAAUCUUUAAAAUCUGAAACAAUAUCGUGUUUAUCAAAAGAACAAACAACUCUCGAGCAGAUCGAGAAACAAGAUCUAACAAAGAAUGAGACCAUUUCUGAAAGUAUAAACAAUGGUUUGAAUACAGAUACGAGUAACAAUUCCUCUUUGGAAUUAACUAGUAAGGCGGAGUCAUCGUCCAUAAUUAAGACUGACCCAGUUGAGCAACACAGUCAUUCAGAAAAACAAUCGGAGAACAAGGAUGUGCUUGAAUGUGUCUCCGAAGACGUGCCAUCUCCAAAGCUGGAAGCAAAAUGUACUCUGACACCAAAGAUUGCAUAUUCCGAAAAAAUCGUGGCUGCUGUUGUGAAUCCCUAUGUACAGCCAGUCCUCGACAGCACAAAUGAAAGUGACGAGGUAUUUAGUAUCUCUGUAGAGGAUAACAUUCCUAAGUACCUAUAAUUUUAUAACAGCGGAUACGUACUGCAAAUUUGUAUGCGCAUACGCAUUAUGUAUGUACAUAUAAACUUGCAGUAUAAGAAUGCAAACAUGUAUAAUGUAGUUUUUUCAAAGGAUCAUUUUUAUUUACGUUUUCUAAUCACAUUUACAUAUAU